This is a messenger RNA of Rodentolepis nana, 630 nucleotides long. Lineage: Eukaryota; Metazoa; Platyhelminthes; Cestoda; Cyclophyllidea; Hymenolepididae. The record is from the annotation of a GenBank genome assembly.
AUGAGACAAGUCUCCUACCGUACUGAACAAAACACUGAAAUCACUCGAAAGGGAGAUAUAAAUUGGUCAACCUGUGUUGGAAUCCCAAUUGCGCUACAACGUUUAUUAGUUUGGCGUGUAUCACAAAACGCCGGUUGUGAGGUACUAGAAGUGACGUCAGCUCGCAUUCGUCUGCCAUUGGUCCCUUCACAGCGCUUGCGUACACCUGAACUUGUUAUUUCCAUUCCCACAAUGGAUGUCCCAAAAUUUGACCCCUCUCAAGCGGAUUACCCUCUGAGGAUCAAUCCUUCGACGUUGGACCAACUUGGUAGGAUUGCACAAUACUUGCAACCCUUUCUUCCUCCCAACCCGCCGUCUCAACGAUCAGACAACGGUGAUUCCAGCGAUUUACAGGCUGAUGAUAAGCGAAAAAAGGAGUCCCUCAAAAACGUUACUAUCAAUAAUAAUAUCGGUGGUGGUGGUGGUAAUAAUGAUGUUUAUCAAAUUGAUAUGCGCGGAUAUGGGUUAAAACACGGAUUUGUAUUCUUGAAAGCCAAUGCUAAUCGCCGAGAAGAAAUGACUUGGUUUUAUACUGUGAGCCGACACUCAAAUUCUGUAGAAAAGUACACGAAACAACAAGAAGUAGUGUAG